Perkinsus marinus ATCC 50983 is the source of this 861-nucleotide messenger RNA. RefSeq lists its product as hypothetical. The transcript is spliced from 8 exons. The record is from RefSeq and is a predicted model, not a curated record. Bases 1 to 861 code for a protein of 286 amino acids. NCBI's taxonomy places the organism in Eukaryota, Perkinsozoa, Perkinsida, Perkinsidae.
AUGUCAGCUGUUCAUAAGGGGAAGAAGGCAGUUCAGGCCAACGGGCAGCUCAGGUAUUCUGCCAAGCAUAUGGUUACCGGUGCUCUAGUCGAUGCAUGUGUUGAUGCACGAUGGGAUUUUUCAAUUGCCACUGUGUUGGCCAAGUUGGUAUCUGCUCGAGAGAAAGAUGACCCGGAGUCUCUUAAACUGACGUCUAUUUAUAUGGCCAUGCUACUGCUCGUACCUCAGCAGAAUCGGAGUGUCUUUAGUUCGAAUAAGCUUAUCAAUGUUUGGAAGGUCGACACAGUGGUGGGAAAGGGAACUGAUGAAGGUGGACACUGUAUUAAGCCUGCGAGAUUGGUUAUCACAGUGCCUGACUUGGUCUGGUUGGCUGAUGCGAUUGAACAGUAUCUUUACGAUGAGUAUGGUGCUGAUACCGGUGAUUAUAGAUUGAACUUGAAGAAGAUUGUGGAUCCAUUGAAGCAUCUUGUAGAACAAGAUCAUGGCUCUACCAUUACGCGGGAAAAGAUUAUCAACAUUGCUAGCGAUCGUGAUGAAACCAAAGCCCGUGAGUUUUUACAACAAGUUGGGAACAGUAUAGACACUCGUAAGCGGGAAAGAGAGCAUGAGGAAUCCAUUCGAGAAGCUAAACAGCUUCGAGCAGCAUUGGAUGCUCGGUAUAACCACGUUGGAGGAGAGCAUGACGUCUGUCCAAGCUGUGGACUUGCUGGACAGGUCCGUUACAGGUUCCUCGAGGGCUAUGACCAAUCGGACUGUCGUAAGACCGAAGUCUGGGGUGGCUCCACAGAGAUGCAUUCAACAGGGCCAAGAAAGGAGGCUAAGUGCGCCAAUUGUGAUAAUGUUUGGACCUUUGAUGACUGA